AAAAAUUGAAAAGAGAAAAAUCGGAGUAUUUAUGAAGCGUGGCAACGCUAGACUAAUCAGAUCGUCCCUAUUCUGAUCGGCGGUGGUCCUCCGAACAGAAAUCAGUAGAAAUUAUCGUUCCUCUCCGGACUUCCGAGAAGGGGAAGGAAUAAUAUUCUUGCAGGAGAGAGGCCGGUUAUUGUUCAAUCAAAUCCAGUUGAAGAGUGAUCUACCACAAACAAAAGAAAUUCUGUAUUCGAUUCAUUUUUUGUUCCUAUUGAGGCUCCGGGCGUAGACAAAGAUUUCUAUAAUUUUCAAAUUUGUUGGAGUGAAGAUGGCGACAGUAGGACAUGCCCGUCCGACCAGUUGGUUUAGCCAGAAAAUCGUCGAUCCUCUCCUCCAAAUCCUUCAAAGGGGCGCCGAGCCGAAACAACUGGCAUUCUCUGCAGCUCUAGGCAUAACAUUGGGAUUAUUUCCUAUAUGCGGGGUCACUGUUUUUCUAUGCGGGUUUGCAAUUGCAUUUCUUGGAUCUCUUUGUCAUGCUCCAACAGUGAUGCUUGCUAACUUUAUUGCUACUCCCAUAGAAUUGAGUUUGGUCGUGCCUUUUUUGCGCUUUGGUGAAGCCAUUUCUGGGGGACCUCGUUUCCCAUUUACACCUGAUGCUUUGAAGAAAGUUUUUACUGGUGAAGCUUCGCAUGAAGUACUUUUGAGUAUUGCUCACUUGUUGUUGGGAUGGCUUGUUGCUGCGCCCUUUAUUCUGGGCAUUGGAUAUUUGUUGUUUUUACCAUGUUUCAAGAUUUUGGUGCGCAAGUUCAGCACUGUUGCUUCAAGCCCAAAGAAGUCUCCUCAUUCACACACAGACAUCAGACUGAAGGUGAGAGAUGUCUGAUUUAAGGAUCUCUGAAAUGGUGCAUUUCCUGGAAACUUGGUGACUCACAAUUAACAUCGUAACCUUCCUUUGUAUGUAUCACAAGCCGUUCGCAUUACUCGGCUCGUUAGAUGCCUGUUAUCUGUUUUCAGUUGCUUCGCUUUGUAAUGGUACGAUACAGUUUUAAAGAUUGAUUAAACUAUCAUGAAAGCUGGGCUGGCUAAUAUUACAGAAUGAUUCUGGUGGAAGGCUACUAUUCUUUUUAUUUUUUCUUAGUACAGUUGGGUAGAGGGGAUUUCUACUGAAAAUAUCGUGGUUACUAAUACUCAUAUGUGAAUGAAAUCGUACCCACUUUAGCAUGA
This is a messenger RNA of Cucumis melo (muskmelon), 1209 nucleotides long. RefSeq lists its product as uncharacterized. The record is from RefSeq and is a predicted model, not a curated record. Lineage: Eukaryota; Viridiplantae; Streptophyta; Magnoliopsida; Cucurbitales; Cucurbitaceae. The coding region runs from base 314 to 868 and encodes 184 amino acids. The transcript is spliced from 5 exons. Gene Ontology annotation, cellular component: intracellular membrane-bounded organelle.